CGGUAUUGUGAGUCGCAAAUUAUGCUGAAGGACAAGUUAGCUUCUCGAUCAGCCUACACAUCUUUUGUAACAUAAGGCCUCACUGGAAGUAAACUACAUCUGCUUUUCGCACCCAAUUUAACAAAAGAAACUCGGAAAUAGGUUGACGGUCAAAACACACCAAGGGGAAAAAGUUUGAGAUGGAAAACAUACUCCGAAAAACAAAAUAGAGCCACGAGUGCCUCCAGCCCGCUUCUGAACAGCGCACAACUGGCACAGGAGGUAAAGGAUGGGACCACUUGAACUGAAGGCCGAGUGGUUUUCGAGAAGAGUCCCCGUGAUGGUGCAAACAGAACGGGAAUUAACCAGGUGGAGAGGCAGCAACAAGUGGCCAGCCCAGGCUCCGCUGCUGGAUACUCCCCGGAGAAAGUGGAACUGAAAGCCACUCAGCCCUCUUGCCUUAUGGCAGUAGACUCGGAGCCUCCAGAUCCCUCGGCAACCGAGGGACUUUACUCACAGGGUUACGGCUCCGAAGGAACUUCUUCCCCCGCCCCCACCACCAAUGAUGAAUCACCGUCACCAGGCCAACGGCCACAGGAACUACGUCAGCACCGAACGAGCACCGCGAGGGGUUACUCGACUCUUCAGGGCCUGAAUACCAGCAGCCUUUGAAUGUGAAAGAAGUAUUUCAACCAUUUGUGCAGCCUGCAAAAGUAUCAUGCUAAUCAUAGCAAAAACGAAUAUGUGUUCUAUUAGUGGAUCAGUCUUCAACUGAUUAUAAGUGUUGGAGAAAGACAAGGCCACCCCAAUAUGGAGAAACCAUGGAAAUGUGAAUAUUGUGGGAAGAGAUUCAGUUACCCAUCCCAGAUAGAAAAUCAUCGACGCAGUCACACUGGGGAGAGACCAUUCAGCUGCUUGGCUUGCGGGGAAGAAUUUACACAGAGAUCCAGCCUUUUGACACACCAACGAAUUCACACUGGGGAGAGACCAUUCGCCUGUUCUGACUGUGGGAAAGGUUUUACUCAAUCAGCCAGCCUUCGGAGACACCAGCGAGUUCAUACUGGUAAAACACCUUACACCUGUUCUGUAUGUGGAAAGGGUUUCACCCAGUCAGCUAACUUUCAAAGACACCAACGAAUUCACACUGGAGAAAAGCCAUUCACCUGCUCUGCAUGUGGGAAAGGUUUCAUUCAGUCAUCUGAGCUUCUGACACACCAGCAAGUUCACACAGAGGAGAGACCUUUUCAUUGCUCUGACUGUCAGAAGUGCUUUAAAAGUAUAAAGCAACUUCUGGCCCAUCAGCGCACUCACACUGGGGAGAGACCAUUCAUGUGCUCAGUCUGCAGGAAGGGAUUCACUCGUUCAUCCACCUUGCUGACACACCAACAGGUUCACACUGGGGAGAAGACAUUCACCUGCUCUGAGUGUGGAAAGGGAUGCAUUACUUCAUCCCACUUACUGAUACACCAGCGAGUUCACAGUGGGGAGAGGCCAUUCAUCUGUUUAGCAUGUGGGAAGGGAUUCAUUCAGUCUUCACACCUGCAGAAACACCAGAAAAUUCACAAGUAACUGCAGGAAUUGAACUCACCUGUUUUUGCAGCUACUAAUCACAUUCAGGACUGUUUUAACAAGAGUUUUCCAAUAAUGCCUAUAACUUAAAUUGGUGGUUAAUGCAUAAUAAAAUUUGGAAUGAUUG
This is a messenger RNA of Stegostoma tigrinum, 1675 nucleotides long. RefSeq names its product zinc finger protein 214-like. The record is from RefSeq and is a predicted model, not a curated record. Gene Ontology annotation, biological process: central nervous system development; regulation of transcription by RNA polymerase II. The transcript is spliced from 2 exons. Bases 790 to 1548 code for a protein of 252 amino acids. Lineage: Eukaryota; Metazoa; Chordata; Chondrichthyes; Orectolobiformes; Stegostomatidae. Gene Ontology annotation, cellular component: nucleus. Gene Ontology annotation, molecular function: RNA polymerase II cis-regulatory region sequence-specific DNA binding; DNA-binding transcription factor activity, RNA polymerase II-specific.